AUGGCGUUCGUCAGAUUUGUAGCGGUGUUAUCGGUGCUUUUUUGGUCACUGUACUUUCGAUCUGGCUCUAAAUGCACGGAAAAUCAAGCUCAGGCUAAGUCAAACUCUUUUAGAAGCGACAAAAUAGAUGCCUACAAUAACAAGUUUCCUCAGUAUUCGAGGAUAUGCCUCGACGACGUCUCGGCCGCGUACAAGUGGCAAUGGCGGUCACUACAAUCGCUUGGCAUUGUAACGGGAAUUACGAUUUCGGACGUGCACUUGGAUAAGUCAUUGCGAUACGACACGAAGAUUCGUGAGAAGAUCCUAUCUAAACGGCAAGUUUGGCAACCCGAGGGUAUUAAAAUCCCCAUUUAUUGGCAAAGGAUUACAACACACGGUUAUGUUUAUAAGCGAAAAUGGCUAAAUAAUCGCGUGUCCUACUAUUCAAAUUCGUCUGCCACAUUUAACACUGCUGUAAUGUCCAUCGAUCGCAGUGGGGACGUUCAUCCACAUCCUGGGCCAAUUGCAAGAACAAAUAUCGACAACGAUCAUGGUGAAUCCAACGGCAGAAUUCCGGUAAGAAUAACUAAUCGAGUCAGUAAAAGUGACCACCGUUUAAAUACUAGAACUAACCAAAGACAGAGAGUUCCAUUAAACUGUGUUAAUAUUAGCAUAAAUCGUCAGUAUAGCCAAAAUUCGUUUGUUAGUCAAUCAAGUUGCACCGGACAGUAUAAAAAUCUCAAUAAAUCCUUAAGAAUUGCUCACCUCAACGCGCAGUCCUUAAAGAACAGGACUCGUUUUCACGAACUGACAGAAAUGGUGUCUGAAAAGGACUUUGAUAUUUUAACGAUUUCGGAAACCUGGUUUAAUUCAUCAGUUUCGAAUGCCUCAGUUGCCUUAGACGGAUACAAGCUUUAUAGAUUAGACCGUUUACGAAAAGUCGGAGGCGGAGUAUGUGCAUAUAUAAGAAAAUAACCUCAAAGCUAAGAUCCUAAAAAACAUCAGCGAGAUAACGACCUCUGGCUUUCACCAGCUUUGGUUAAAUGUUCAAAAUAAUAAAUUAAAGUCUUUCAUCAUUGGAGUAUUAUACAGGCCCCCGGAUUGUCCUAUUAGUUUCAUUGACAAUGACCUUAUGCCUCGAUAUACCGAAGUAUUAUCAUCAGGUAAAGACGUUGUGUUAGCUGAUGACCUCAAUUGCGACCUUCUAUCUGAAAAUCCCAGCUCGGAAGCCCUACUUUCAUUUGCAUGUUGCGUUGGCGCAACACAACUAACUGAUAAAAGAUCCCACUAGAGUUACUUCUAACUCAUCAACAUUGAUCGACGUUUUAUUUGUUUCCAAUCGUAACCUCGUUAAGUCAAUCGGAGUUUAUGAAACCACAAUUAGCGACCAUUUCUUAAUCUAUGCGGUUUUGAAUUUAAAAGUGACAAAACCAGCUAUACAAACCAUUGUGACUCGUAGUUUUAAAUCUUUUAACCCUACAGACUUCUCGCGCGACAUUUCGAUGAUACCGUGGGACGUAAUAAAUCUAUAAGAUUCUGUUGACGACCGACUAGCCGCCUUUAACACUUUGUUCCUGACAUGCUUAGAUAAACACGCCCCCGAGAAAGUCAUUAAACUUAAAUAUAACCCAAACCCAUUCAUCAAUAGGGAGUUAAGGUCGUUAAUACGAAACAAAUCCCAACUUCAUCAAAUAGCAAGAGCUACUGGGACAUUAUAGGAUUGGAAUGCUUUUAAAUCAUUAAAACGGAGGAUCAAAUGUGCCAUCAGACAAGCGGAAACAGAUUAUUUCAAUAAAGAAAUUCUCUCUAAUAAAAAUUGCCGCGGUGCAAUUUGGAAAACAAUCCGUCGUGCAAUACCAAAAUCAUCUAGCCAGCAGUUGACCUAUACCAAAGAUACAGUAUCCUUAUCUAAUCAAUUUAAUGUAUUUUUUACAUGCGUCGGGCAACAAGCUGCUACAUCUUCAAGAAAGCUUGCUGUAGAACAUGGGCUACAAGCAUCAGAAUCAGUUCUCCCCGUGCCAUAUCCUGAAGAUGAGUUAUUUUAUUUCAGACCAGUAACAUGUGAGGAGGUAAAUAAAGUUAUCCUGUCAAUGCCCAACAACAAAGCACCGGGAUAUGAUAAAGUCCCAGUUAAAGUAAUUAAGAACUGUCGCCCCGAAAUUUCGGAUACUGUCACCACGCUGAUAAAUCUAUCCUUCGAGAGUAACACAUUUCCACGUGAAUGGAAAAAAGCGGUAGUGAUACCCCACCUCAAGGAAGGCGACCAUGAAGAGGCUGAUAAUAACAGGCCUAUUUCUCUACUACCAGUACUUUCCAAAAUCGCUGAACGCUUGGCUCUGAUCCAGUUUACAGAAUACUUAGUUCAAAAGCAGAGAUUAACUAACCAUCAAAGUGAAAAUAGAAAGUUACACUCCACUGAAACCAUUAGCCUACUUAUCACUGACCACAUUUUUAGAGCAAUGGACGAAAAAAAGAUUUCAGCAAUGGUUUUAAUAGACCUGAGUAAAGCCUUUGAUAGAAUUUGCCAUGAAAGACUACUCCAAAGGCUCCAAAAUGUAGGCGCUUCUUCCUCUAGCGUUGAUUGGUUUCAGAGUUAUCUAUCCGAUAGAUAUCAAGUCACACGCAUUGGUCAAUCUACAUCAACUCCUUUAUUGGUGAAACAUUGA
This is a messenger RNA of Paramuricea clavata, 2645 nucleotides long. NCBI's taxonomy places the organism in Eukaryota, Metazoa, Cnidaria, Anthozoa, Malacalcyonacea, Plexauridae. The record is from the annotation of a GenBank genome assembly.